AAUGAAUCGUAGGACAGAUGUGACAUUGUCACUGUCAGAAAUAUAAAAUAUUCUCAAUUCCAAAUGGAAGGGAUAUAGUAUUUUGUUUAUUGAUUUUGCACAUUUAUUUUAUUUUAUGAAUUAAAAUGGCAAAAAAGCAAGGAAAAGUUUACUUAGGAUAUGAGGAAGAAAUAAUUAGUGAUAAAAAUCGAACGCUUCUAAAUUUUACAGUCAAUAAAAUCGGCGGAUUACCAGAUUGGCCUCCAAUAGAGAACCUGCAAUAUCCAUCCAAAUGUCCAAUAUGCAGCUUGCAUAGAUUGCUAAUAGUGCAAUGUUAUGCUCCUCUCGAAAAUUCUGUGUAUCAUCGAACACUAUACAUUUUUGCUUGUAUAAACACUAAUUGCUGGAACCAGUCAGAAAGUUGGGCAUGUAUUAGGUGCCAAGUAAAAGAUGAUCCCUCUAAAAGUAGCGCUGUUGUUGCCAUGCCGAGUGCAGACACCAAUUUAAGCUGGUGUACAGGAUCUGACGAUUGGGAUGAAAAUGACAAUGGAGAUUCUGCAAAUGGAAAUUUAAUGAGUGUUGAUAAUGCUGUUAAUCCUAAUAUACAGAGGAACUCUGAUGAUGACGAAAGCAAUUCUUAUGAUAUAGAAGCAGUUGAACAAGCUUUGGGACACAUGCAAGUUAUAGAUGCCCACAAUGCUAACAUGUCUCCAAUGCAAGGUGCUGUUGGCGAUAUUGGUGUGCCAAUGCCAGCAGCCGAACUUGAAGGUGGAGAUGAACCAGGACUGGUUACUGCGGAGACUCCCACAGCCCCUACUAGUAAUGUUGAGGCUCUGCUUCAUCAGACAGCUGAGCUCCCUGCAGAUCUGCGAAAUCGUCUUAUGUUGAGUCCAUUACAAUUCUUGCCCAGAUACAUUUAUGUUGAGGAGGAAUGGAAGAAAUCUGCAUGCAAUGAUGAAAAAGUUAAUGAUCUUUUGAAUAAAUAUACAAAAGAAAGUGAAAUUGAAGCAAAUAUCAAUGCAGAUAGAUUAGGAGGUGGUGGCGACGACGAACCAUACGAGGAGGCAACACCUUUACAUGGAGAUAAAUUGUUUCACGCCUUCCUUACUCGUCUACAGAAUAAUCCUGGACAAAUUCUUAGGUACAGUCGUGAUGAGCCACCUUUACUCGGGGCGCCAUUGCCCCUCAUCGAAGGUCCGGGAUGUCGUGCACCAACAGUUUGCAUGAGAUGUGGUUCAAGGCUCAUUUGUGAACUACAACUGGUUCCAGCAUUUGCAGAAAAUUUACAAAUACUUCCCGGAAAUGUAUCUCUAUCUCAUCUGCAUUUCCUAUCUGUUCUCGUCUUCACCUGCUCGCAAAGUUGCUGGCAGCCAAAUGAUACAUUUGUUCAAGAAACUAUUGUCUUCCAACCAGAAGUUAUAUAAUGCUUUAUUAUAGUAUAAAAUUAAUCUUAACUUUCCAGUUUUACAAAUGUAGCGGCUAGAUUUGCCUUGUAGCACUUUUAAGAUAGAUUUACAAUGGCACUUUCAAUUUACUCAAUUACAAUUACAAUUUCUUCCUGAUUAUGUGAGUUAUAUUUGCAUUUAAUAGAUCAUGUUACCUAUAGGUAUAUCAGGAAAAUAUAUAUUUUUUUUUUUUUGUUAUAAUUUCUUAAUGAUCUCAAAAAUGUGAAUACAAAUAUUAAUUAUUCUUGUACCAUAUAUUUUGUUAUAAGUAAAAAGGUGUAUGUUAUUUUUUAGAAUUAUUGUUAAUUUUAAUAUUGUAUUAACAUUAAGUUAUCAAUUUGAUAACUAUGAAAUAUUUCAAUAGAAUAAACAUUCAAUUGAUGACAUCUAAGAUUUAAACGCAACAAAUAAACUGGUUUAAAACCGUUUUAUUCCUGUAUUGGGUUGUAAAGGGACAAUUUAGACAUAAUAAGUAAUAAAUAUAAAUAUUGUUUCUUUGGAAUGAACUUGAAAAAAUCGUUUACAAUUACUCCAGUGCCUGUUAUUAGUUUAAACUAGAUUUUUACAUUACGAAAAUACUAAACUUAGGUUUGCUUAAGAAAAUGCAAUACAAUUUCAAUAAAUAGAAUGCGAUAAAUUUAAGAAUUUUAAAUAACAUCACUUGCACAACAAUCGCUAUAUAGUAAGUUUCGAAUUUUUCGUAUGUAUAUCUGUGAUUCUAAAGUAAAUAGUAAAUACCAACGUCUAUAGUUCCAUUCAAUGUUAAUGACUGCUCGGAACUGCACCGUUGCUCGAAAGGUGACGAUUGUGUGAUAUUCCAAGUUGCCAUUAAGUUUGCAUCUGAGUUAUGUUCAGAUUAGAUACUAGUAUAUUUUAUCUGUAGAAGUUGAAUGUUGUAACUUGUAUCUUUAUUUACCUAUAUAAGGAGUCCAUUUGAAACCUGCCAAAUAACGUGUAUUGUGUAGAAUGUUAAAAUAUAACAAUAAAUUAAAACUU
This is a messenger RNA of Colias croceus (clouded yellow), 2420 nucleotides long. RefSeq names its product programmed cell death protein 2-like (gene trus). The transcript is spliced from 8 exons. Bases 126 to 1403 code for a protein of 425 amino acids. Gene Ontology annotation, cellular component: cytoplasm. Lineage: Eukaryota; Metazoa; Arthropoda; Insecta; Lepidoptera; Pieridae. The record is from RefSeq and is a predicted model, not a curated record.